This is a messenger RNA of Arabidopsis arenosa, 972 nucleotides long. Lineage: Eukaryota; Viridiplantae; Streptophyta; Magnoliopsida; Brassicales; Brassicaceae. The record is from the annotation of a GenBank genome assembly.
GACACUCAAAAUUGUCUCAAUCCUUUCUUCCUAGAAACUAAUUAUUCUUGUUGUACACUUUGGUAUACAAUUUUUGGAACAUUUUGUGAUCAAAACGAGAGAAAGAAGAAUGGUGGAUUCUCAUGGUUCCGACACGGAAUGUUCCUCCACCAAGAAGAGAAAGGAGAAACCCAAAGAAAAAGGGGUAUAUCGUGGGGCUCGCAUGAGGAGCUGGGGGAAAUGGGUCUCGGAGAUUCGGGAGCCUCGUAAGAAAUCAAGAAUCUGGCUCGGGACUUUCUCCACGGCAGAGAUGGCAGCCCGUGCCCACGAUGUUGCGGCAUUGAGUAUCAAAGGAAGUUCCGCAAUCCUCAACUUCCCCGAGCUCGCGGAUUUUCUGCCACGACCAGUCUCGCUCAGCCAACAGGACAUCCAGGCUGCUGCUACCAAAGCCGCUCUUAUGGAUUUCAAAACUGUACCAUUGCAUCUUCAGGAUGAAACAACGCCGUUGCAAACUAGGUGUGAUACUGAGAAUAUCGAAAAGAGGUCAUCCUCAUCCUCAUCCUCAUCCUUGUCCUCGUCAUCUAUGCUCUCGGAGGAGCUAGGAGAUAUUGUGGAGUUGCCGAGUCUUGAAAACAAUGUAAAAACCGAUUUCGCGCUUUAUGACUCGUUGGAGGGGCUGGUAUCGAUGCCCCCAUGGUUAGAUGUUACCGAAGAAGAUUUUACGUAUGGACAUGAUUCAGUACUGUUAGACCAACGUCUCCAAGAAAGUUUUUUGUGGAAUUAUGAGUAAGGUUCUGCUUUUGGAAAGAAAUUUAGCUUUUUUUGUUUGUUUUGGUUUUUUUUGGACAAACAUAGUAGCUUUUUGUUUUCUCAUCUCUUUUUCACUUCGUGUUUUAACCAUAUAUCUUCUAAAUAUGUAAUUUUUCCAUUAGUAAACAAUGAUUCCGUUUUGGGUACGUAGAGGAGUUGUGUAAAUAAAAAUAAGCUUGAUAU